Messenger RNA from Mercenaria mercenaria, 12944 nucleotides. RefSeq lists its product as uncharacterized. The transcript has 13 exons. NCBI's taxonomy places the organism in Eukaryota, Metazoa, Mollusca, Bivalvia, Venerida, Veneridae. The coding region runs from base 137 to 1540 and encodes 467 amino acids. The record is from RefSeq and is a predicted model, not a curated record.
AACAAGCCAAACGGUGUAGAUGUAAAUAAAACUGACCUGACAGGACUUUCAUAUGUGGUUCUGUGAGUGACCAGACAUGGCCUAGAUUAUAGAAGAUACAUACAUUAUACAGAGCACUGUAUCAGAAAACAGGAAGAUGGAUGACACUAAAGGUGUCUGCACGACUUCUAAAUUAAAGAUAGAGGACUGGGGUGUGUCAGAUGUGGUCAGCUGGUGUGAGAACAAACAGCUUCACAAGUUUAUCAUUCUGUUCCAGAAGCAUCAUGUGACAGGAAGUGAUCUCAUUAAUCUUAAACUGCCAUUUCUAGAUGAUUAUGAGCAUAUCUCUGUAGAAGAAAGAGAAGUGCUGCUUUCCGAGAUCUACAACUUGUUACAUCCAGAAAGAGUUCAUGCUAGCGAGGAAGAUCUCACCAAAAUCAAAUCUCCUGCUGAUAAAAAGAAAUACUAUGCUGCUAUAGAACUUGCUCAGACAAAAAGUGCCAGUCUUCCCCGAUCGUCUUCCGCAUUCGUAUAUCCUUCCCAUUAUUCCUCAGGGAGAUCUUCAUCAUCAUCAUCUCAGCCUUCACCUGUGUUCAAGCCCAGACAUAAAUCGGAAUCCGGUAUUGAGCGGAGUAGAAAUACGAAAUUUGGCAUGAAAUUGGCAGAUACCAAGAAGAGAAAAACACUUCCAAAGGUGUUAUCAAGCCCAGUUAAACCUAUGUAUGACUAUAUGAAGACUUACGGACCACAUUGUGUUCAGUGUAUAGAACUUCCUUCUCCCGAACGAGAGCAAGUUACCAUGGCAGCUGACGGUGAAGGUCAUGUGACUAUUCAGGAAGUGCCAUCUUGUUUAGCAGAAAAAUUGCACCCUGGUGACAGAGUGAUUGAAAUUAAUGGACAUAUGAUUCGGCCAUAUUUAAAGAAAGAUGGGAUAAGCCAUUUACAGGCUAUGUUGAAUUACAGAUCACCCGCUACUCUCGUCACCCUUACAGAACAUGUCCCAGCCAUGAGUAAUGACUGUACUGAUGAGAAAUGGCAGAAAUUACACACAAUGCUGGUUGAAAUGAGGGACACGGAUUCUCUUCCCGAGUCGGAUAUAGUUCCAUUUGAUCAAGAACAGUAUCUAAAACACACUAAUAUAUUGCAGGAUCAGAUAAGAAAACUUGAAGAAAAAGUAGCUGAGCAGAAAAACCUCAGUGAGACACUGCAGGUCGAACUGGAGGACAAGGAUGCUGUCAUGCAUGAUUUAGAAUUGUCACGAGACAAGGCAAUAGAAAAGCUGCGACAGACACGCAGUAAAGUUAAACAGAAAAAUACACGAGAGAGUGUGGGUGGUGCUGAAUAUUAUAACAUGACAAUGACUACCCUAGAUCUGGAGAAUGCAUCGAAGGAACAAGUUGUCAAUUCUCUGAAAGAAAUUGUGUCUGAAACAAGUAAACAAAAAUGGUAUCUGGAUAGACUUAUCUCCCUUAUUAUAGAGGAGUCACCAUGGUUACUGGAUGAGGUGGACUCAGAAUUUGAUAGCCUCACUUUGACAGACCAGACAGAGGAGUUUUGUUGAUUGAAAUUUCUUUUCUGUUGUCUGACAAAAGAAUUUGUUCAUACUUUUUGAAAAAAGGAUUCAUGUUCAUGUCUGCCUAAAUGCAGACGAAGGUUUGGUAGUACUUCUUCUGAGAAUGUGAUCAAAGGCUAAUUUCUUUAGAAUCUAUAAGAUCAGUCAGAUUCUGGUUUUCAUAUAACCUUGUAUGUAUGCAUUGUUACAUUAACCCUUACCAUGUUGGACAUGAUUGAUUCUGCCUUUGCAACCAGUGUAGAUAUGAUCAGCUUGCACAUCCUUUCAGUCUGAUCAUGAUCUGCACUGUUCUCCAUUCAGUCAGUAUCUUUUUGGUAAGCACCCUUUUUAUACGCCCGUUUGAAAAACGGGACGUAUUAUGGGAACGCCCCUGGCGGGCGGGCGGGCGGCGUCCACAGACCUUGUCCAGAGCAUAUCUUCUACAUGCAUGGAGGGAUUUUGAUGAAACUUGGCACAGUUGUUCACCAUCAUGAGACGGAGUGUCAUGCGCAAGAACCAGGUCCCUAGGUCUAAGGUCAAGGUCACACUUAGAGGUCAAAUUCAAGUAGGACUUUGUCCGGAUCAUAUCUUCUUCAUGCAUAGAGGGAUUUUGAUGAAAGUUGGCACAAUUGUUUAUCAUCAUGAGACGGAAUGUCACGCGCAAGAACCAGGUCCCUAGGUCUAAGGUCAAGGUCACACUUAGAGGUCAAAGGAUACAAGAAUGAAAACUUUGUCCGGAGCAUAUCUUCUUCAUGCAUAGAGGGAUUUUGAUGAAAGUUGGCACAAUUGUUCAUCAUCAUGAGACGGAGUGUCGUGCGCAAGAACCAGGUCCCUAGGUCUAAGGUCAAGGUCACACUUAGAGGUCAAAGGAUACAAGAAUGAAAACUUUGUCCGGAGCAUUUCUUCUUCAUGCAUGGAGGGAUUUUGAUAUAACUUGGCACAAAUGUUCACCACAACAAGACGGAGUGUCAUGCGCAAGAACCAGGUCCCUAGGUCUAAGGUCAAGGUCACACUUAGAGGCCAAAGGUCAGAUACAAGAAUGACUGUCCGAAGCAUUUCUUCUUCAUGCAUAGAGGGAUUUUGAUGUAACCUGGCACAAUUAUACACCAUCAUGAGACGAAGUGUCAUGCGCCGUUCCCUUCUUUAGAAUUACUUCCCUUUGUUGUUACUAUAAAUAGCUUAUAUUGUAACUUUUUCAUUACUAGACGUAGGGAAAAAUCGAGACCACUUUUCUGUAGUACAACAUGCAUGUUACAUCCAAUUUUGAGGUGUAUUUUGACCAGUCUCUACUUGGUAAGGAUUUUUGUGUGGACUUACAAUUUUUUUUUUGGAAUUUUUUUUUUUUUUUUUUUUUUUAAAGAUUAACUUCCCUUAGUUGUUACUAUAAAUAACUUAUAUUGUAACUUUUUUAUAAUUGACUGUACGGAAAAACCAAGACCACUUUUCUGUGGUACAACAUAGUUGUUACUUUCUAAUUUUAGGUGUAUUUUAAGGUAUCUCUACCUGGUAAGGAGUUUUUUUGUGGACUUAGAAAAACAAAAGAAUUACAAUGAUUACUAAACAACCACAAAAUUAAAAUUACAUCUGCAAAUACAGGUGCUAGAGUAAAGAAAUUUGCUGUGACGGGCGUAUAUUGUGACAUUCUGGCACUCUUGUUAACAGUUAAUGGUACUGUCCAAACUGAAAGAUGGACAGGUUCAUUACAGAAAUUUAGCAGGGUAAGGGUUAGUGUUUGUCAGCAGUUGAAAAAUUUAUUUAUCAAAGUAUCAGCUAUAGAUAAACAUUCUGAAUUUAAUGGUAUACGCAAGAGAAUGGGACCAAGCUUUUUUAUUGUACUAUGAUAAUAUAAAGUUUUAUUUUUGAUUCUAUAGAAUAUUCCUUUUUUGCAUGUUCAAACCCUUCGUAUACAAUGUAGUAAUUUAUGGUUUCAUGUUUCAUUUUAUGCAGGAUCUAUGUCUUCUAGAGUUGAUUUUAAUGACAAAUUUGACUUAAGUAAUUAGUUAUGUAAGGUAGAUUUUAUACACCUGCAAAACAUUUUAUGUGAUCAACUAUUGCUAUAGGCAUCUGGCAUCCACUUCAGUUGUACACUCACUUACCUGAGCACUUUUCCAGACUUGGUCACAACGUUUAUGCAUAUAAUGUUUGGAUAACCUGCUAGAUAGUCAGAGUGGCUCUGGAGUUACGGCCCUUGAAUUGCUAAAACUUGCAAUAAUUUAGUGUCUGUUCUGUAACUUGAGUUGUUCUUAUGCAGUAUUCACAAAUUUGGUUAUUUGUUGUUAUAAUAUCUCAUCCAGGUUCGAUAACCAGUUGGAUUGUCUCUGUGGUUAUGGCUAUUGUGUUACUUAAAAUUGUGGAGUUUGACAGUGCCUGCUCUCUAACUUGAGCAGUUCUUAUCCAAUGGUCACAGAAUAUAGUUUUUUCAUGUUAUAACAUCUGCCAUGAUUCCUGAGGGAUUCUGAAGAUGUUAUAACACGAAAAGAGCAUGCGCUAAUGCUAUUCUAUCAUAAAAUGCAUUUAAACCAAGUAAAUGAACAUACUGUCCCUCAGCGUCAUUAAAUUUUCAUGAAAUGUGCGGUAAAGUCUAUGUUGUUUUUUCAUGUUGACGUCAUUUCCUUUUGAAUUAUCCGUUUUGGGACCCUAAUACAUUUACGCUUUGCUACAGAACGUGCAUAUAUAAAAAGGUGUUAUAACAGCAUGUGAGUGCGAGAAUCUCUCUGUUAACACACGUUUUCUCUUCUGUUAAAAAAAACCCCAAAAAGUGACAAUGACAGCAGUUUUAUGCUAGAAUUUCUUUUGCAUAUUGGCCAGGUUUGAUAACGAACCAGAUAGUCUUUGAGGCACAGGUAUCAUGGACCCGACUGAGUCAAGUAUUGAGAAAGAUGACAGCUCUGUCUGUUCAGUGAGUAGUCUAAGAGUCUUUUAAAAGUCAAAAGUAAUUUGCUGUAUUUAGCAUAUUUUGUGACAAUUUGGCACUGAGCUGAUAAUUUAUAAUGAUUGCUGUCAUGGUUACAGGACUGGUGUAUCUAUUGCUUUGGCAACAAUUCUCUCGGUGGUUGUUACUUUGACUUUUGUCAUUAUAUCUGUUGGAAAAAAUGAGUGUCUUGUAAGCUUUUGUUGAGGAAACUAUUUUGGUGUCUGUUACCAUGACGUUUCUUAUGAUUUUUGUAUAUACUGUGCUAUAGAUACUGUUUUCAUAGCAACUCAUUUCUCUCUUUAUAUAUAUAUAUAUAUAUAUAUUGUUGCAAUUGUCAUUAUAAGGUUCUAGUUUGAAGCUUGCAGGUUCGAGCUUCAGCUAAGAAACUAGCCCUAAUUUCAAGAAAAAACUUAAGUCAUUACUAAGCUAAGUCUGUUAGUUUAAAAUUGUGGUAUUGCUUAAGUUAUUGUUAUGUCUCCCACCACACAGUGGUGUGGGAGACAUAUUGAUUUACUCCGGUCUGUGUGUCUGUCACAAAGCUUGUCCGCACUCUAAGUCGAACAUUUCUCCUCCGAUUUUCACCAAACUUAAACAAAAUGUGUUUGACCAUAAGACCUUGGCCAAGUUCGAUAACUAGCUAAAUCUGUCCCGGCGUCUUAGAGUUAUGGCCCUUGAAUUACCAAAAAUCAGUCUUUUUACUCUUGUCCGCACUCUAAUUCGAAUAUUUCUCAUCCAAUCUUCACCAAACUUAACAAAAUGUGUUUGACCAUGAGACCUCGGCCAAGUUCGAUAACUAGCCAAACGGUCCAGGCAUUUUGGAGUUACGGCCCUUGAAUUAUCAAAAAAUUGGCCUUCUUACUCAUGUCCGCACUCUUAGUCAAACAUUUCUCAUCCGAUCUUCACCAAACUUGAACAAAAUGUGUUUGACCAUGAGACCUCGGCCAAGUUCGAUAACCAGCCAAAUCGGUCCAGGCAUUUUGGAGUUAUGGCCCUUGAAUUAUCGAAAAAUCGGCCUUUUUACUCUUGUCCGCACUCUUAAGUCGAACAUUUCUCAUCCGAUCAUCACCAAACUUGAACAAAAUGUGUUUGACCAUGAGACCUCGGCCAAGUUCGAUAACUAGCCAAACGGUCCAGGCAUUUUAGAGUUACGGCCCUUGAAUUACCAAAAAAAAAUCCGUCUGUUUACUCUUGUCCACUCUCUAAGUCAAACAUUUCUCAUCCGAUCUUCACCAAACUUGAACAAAAUGUGUUUGACCAUAAGACCUUACCCAGGUUCGAUAACUAGCCAAAUCUGCUCAAGCACUUUCGAUUUAUGGCCCUUGAAUUACUGAUUGGAUCCACUCAUCCAGACUAUCUAAUUGGAUCCACUCGUCUAAAACAUCUAGAGAAACUAACAUUUUUCAUAGGGGCAGUUGUGGGAGACAUGCGCUUUUCUCAAAAGCAUCUCUAGUUAUAACAGUGAAUUUAUAGCUAAAUUGAACUAUGGUUAGUAGUAUUUGUCUGCAGUACUUAUUUCAUUCACGCAAAUUCAAUAUUUCUAUUUAAGCAUGAUAUAACAUACUUGCGUUAGUAUAUUUCUUAUUUCUAUACUUUGUUUUCUGUAAAAUUAUGAAUUCUUGUUCUUUAAUCUAUGAAAUAUUAACAAUUCUGAUAUAGAUGAAAAAGUCAACAUUGAAGACACAUAAAUAUGUCUGCCUGAAAUCUUUGGAAAAAAAUAACAAAAAAGCACGCUAACACUCAGUUGCCAUUCCACGUUGUCCCAGGGGUUUGGAAAAUCCCUGUCUUACACAGGCAGUCAUAUAAGAUCCUUACAGUCUCUUCCAAAUGUGACUGUUAAUGAGAGGUUUGAAUGUAAUUGCCAGAUGUUGCCAUUUAUCAUUAUUGAAAUAUUUAUGGUAUUCAGAUGCUAUUAGUUCACUGUACUACUUUAAUAUCAGAAAUAUUUGUGAGGGAGAUAUUUUUGAUGUAAUUCCUGACUUAGUAUGUUCAUGUGAAAAAUCUCACAAAAGAUGCUGUUUUUGUUAUAGACUUUUAUAUUUUACAAGUUUUCCAUAUGUUGCGAAUAUAGUUCUUUAAGGUAGCGGAUCUGUAAGACCAAUCGGCAAUUUACGUGAUCCCCUUAUGCAGUUUUGUCAUUUUCAGUUUUACAGAAAAUGAUUUGCACUUUAAGCAUUUAGGAUCAAAGAAUGCCGAAUGGGCAAACGUGAAUACGUAAUUGCACAGAAAUUACCCAGUGUCAUUACAGGUCCACUGCCUUAACUGUUAAAUUUUUUUUUGUGCACCGACACAAUUUUAGGUCAUAUGGCGACUUUCUCCAGCUUUGAUGGUGGAGGAAGACCCCAGGUGCCCUUCCGUGCUAUUCAUCAGGAGCAGGCACCUGGGUAGAACCAUGGACCUUCCGUAAGCCAGCUGGAUGGCUUCCUCACAUGAAGAAUUCAAUGCCCCGAGUGAGGCUCGAACCCACUUGAUGAGGGGCAAGUGAUUUGAAGUCAGCGACCUUAACCACUCGGCUAUGGAAGCCCCUUAACUGUUAAAGGUUUGGGAUAGUGAUUAGGAACUUUUUAUUCCCUUAAGUCCUUAUUACCUGAAGUCCUUUAGAGGUAAGAAUGCACAGUUUUUUCAGUUCAUUAAAGUAUCUUUUAUUCUGCUAGUUUUGAAACUUUUUAAAGUCUUCAAUAAAGAAUGGCAUGCUGUUGAUGAAAAGACCAAAUCAAGCUUAAGUGUAGUGCCUUAUGGGAAAACUGUAAAUUCAAAGAAGAGUUCGGGAUGGGCUGUGCAGACUGGUACACAUGUUUUAUAUUUCUGAUAUAGAAUCAUGGUAAUUAUUUGCAUUGUUGAUGAUAGUCUAGGUUUUGACUCGGAUAUAAGCAUAUGUUGUUGAACUGUUCCAGACAGAAAAAUGGAAGCAACCUGUGUUUAUCAGAUAAUAUUCUUCUGUAUUCACUCCCUUUCUCUAAGGUCGUUAGGACUCGGUUUUCUGAAAUUUCAGAAACUGUGUGGUUGGGUUUCAGGAAUGCAUUACUUUUUGUUAGCUCCACUAUUGGGAGAAUAGGGGUGCUAUUCUACUCGCCCUGGUGUCGACCUCUCACUUUUUUUGGUUAAAACUUUUCAGCAACCUUUGUUUUUCUGUCAUAUCUUUGUUAUUAUUGCUUAUAUCUUACUGUAACUUCACAUAAACAUUGUCCAGUAUACAAACAACAUAUAUGCAGGGGCUGGGCCCAUUAUACCCAAGGUCAAGGUCACCAAGGUGUUAUACUUGGGUUAUUUUUAAGGUUAAAGUUUUUCGGCAACCUUUAAUUUUCUGUCAUAUCUUUGUUACUAUUGCUAAUAUCUGACUGUAACUUCACAUAACAUUGUCCAGCAUACAAACAAAGUAUGUGCAGGGGCUGGGCCCAUUAUAUCCAAGGUCAAGGUCACCAAGGUGUUAUACUUAGGUUAUUUUUAUGCCCCCGAAGGGAGGCAUGUAGUUUUUGAACCGUCUGUCUGUCUGUCGGUCUGUCGGUCUGUCAGUCUGUCGGUCUGUCCGCAGUUUUCGUGUCCGGUCCAUAUCUUUGUCAUCGAUGGAUGGAUUUUCAAAUAACUUGGCAUGAAUGUGUACCACAGUAAGACGACGUGCGGUGCGCAAGACCCAGGUCCGUAGCUCAAAGGUCAAGGUCACACUUAGACAUUAAAGGAUAGUGCAUUGAUGGGCGUGUCCGGUCCAUAUCUUUGUCAUCGAUGGAUGGAUUUUCAAAUAACUUGGCAUGAAUGUGUACCACAGUAAGACGACGUGCAGUGCGCAAGACCCAGGUCUGUAGCUCAAAGGUCAAGGUCACACUUAGACUUUAAAGGAUAGUGCAUUGAUGGGCGUGUCCGGUCCAUAUCUUUGUCAUCGAUGGAUGGAUUUUCAAAUAACUUGGCAUGAAUGUGUACCACAGUAAGACGACGUGCAGUGCGCAAGACCCAGGUCCGUAGCUCAAAGGUCAAGGUCACACUUAGACGUUAAAGGAUAGUGCAUUGAUGGGCGUGUCCGGUCCAUAUCUUUGUCAUCGAUGGAUGGAUUUUCAAAUAACUUGGCAUGAAUGUGUACCACAGUAAGACGAUGUGCAGUGCGCAAGACCCAGGUCCGUAGCUCAAAGGUCAAGGUCACACUUAGACGUUAAAGGAUAGUGCAUUGAUGGGCGUGUUCGGUCCAUAUCUUUGUCAUCGAUGGAUGGAUUUUCAAAUAACUUGGCAUGAAUGUGUACCACAAUAAGACGACGUGUCACACGCAAGACCCAGGUCCGUAGCUCAAAGGUCAAGGUCACACUUAGACGUUAAAGAUCAUUUUUCAUGAUAGUGCAUUGAUGGGCAUUGAUGGGCAUGUCUGGUCCAUAUCUUUGUCAUUCAUGCAUGGAUUUUAAAAUAACUAUGCAUGAAUGUGUGACACAGUAAGACGAUGUGUCGCGCGCAAGACCCAGCUCCGUAGGUCAAAGAUCCUAAACUCUAACAUCGGCCAUAACUAUUCAUUCAAAGUGCCAUCGGGGGCAUGUGUCAUCCUACGGAGACAGCUCUUGUUAAGGUUAAAUUUUUUCGGCAACCUUUGUUUUUCCGUCGUAUCUUUGUUACUAUUGCUUAUAUCUUACUGUAACUUCACAUAAACUUUGUCCAACAUACAAAAACAAAGUAUGUGCAGGGGCUGGUCCCAUUAUACCCAAGGUCAAGGUAACCAAGUUGUUAUACUUGGAUUAUUUUCAUGUUAAAGUUUUUAGAAAGCUUCGUUUAUAGACAUAUCGUUGGUACUUUAAAAGAUAAUGACUUGAAAUUAAAAGUAUUUCUAAUAACCUAGUAAUCAUCAUCUGCAUGUGUGGUUACAAUCCCCAUAACUCUGAUUGUAUUUUUGAUAGAAUUAUGCCCCAUUCAUACUUAAAGUUUUUUGGCAGUCUUCGCUUUUUGGAUAUAACUAGUACAAUAUAAGAUAAUGACUGAAACUUAAAAUGUAUCUUUAUCAUCAUCAUCUGCAUAUGUGGUAACAAUCCCCAUAACUCUGAUUUGUAUUUUUGACCAAAUUAUGCCCCUUUCAUACUUAAAUUAUUUUUUUUUAAAUUGAGACAUAUAUUCAUUUUACUGUCAAAUUGCCAAAAUAGUGGAGCACGCUGUCUUACAGACAGCUUUUGUUGAUAAACAAGUGUUAGAUAUUGAUAAAGAAGCAAGGAGAAUGUUGAUUUUUUCCAUUAUUUCAUAAGCAUUACAAACUGUUUACUCCAUUCUGCGCACUAUUUUUGGUAACUUAUUUAGAUAUCUUGCAAAAGUCUUAUUUCAGUAACUUUGUACCGCUGGUCAUUUUAACAGUUUCAACAUUUUAUUGAUUUUUGAGAGAAAAAUGUUAGCCUUUUGUAUAAGAUGUAAAUGAGUCUCUUUACCCUUAUCAUUGAUUGAUUCUGCUUUUGUGACCAGUGUAGAUCAUGAUCAGCCUGCACAUCCAUACAGUCUGAUAAUGAUCUGCACUGUUCGCCAUUCAGUCAGUACCUUUUUGGUAAGCACCCCUUUUAACAGUUAAUCGUACUGUCAAAAUUGAAAGAUUGACAAGUUUGUUAUAGAAAUUUAGCAGGGUAAGGGUUAAGAGGUUAAUCUGUAGCCUACUGACAGCAAGUGAUUAUGCCUUUGCAACCAUUGCAGAUGAAGAUCAGCCUGGCUGAUCAUGGUCUGCACUGUUUGCAAGUCAGGUCAGUAAAUUUUCAGUGAACACCCCUUCAAAUAGUAAAUGGUACUGCCCAAAUUGAAUGAUAGACCAGUCCAUUUUAGAAAUUUAGCAGGGUAAAGGUUUAAACAGAGCUCUGUAUUCUGUCUUGAACAGUCACUCCUUGAAGCAGACAAAAUUGAUUGGAGGCAUAGCCUUUAUAAUUCCAUUCUUUUUAAUAUAUUUUUAUUGCAUUUAUGAUUAUAACAUAGUCAAGGUUGUUUUUUGUAAUCAAGAAAUAAUAUUAUUUCAUGUAACACAUUUUUGUUUGCCUUAGUUAUUUAUAGAAUAGAUACAUGUAGUAAUACAGAUUUAUAUUUGACAUGACCAUACAAGUUUUAUACACGGACAAUAUUUAUUUCCUGUCUACAGAGAUACUGUAUACUGUAUAGUAAUUUUUAUGCCUACCCUUUCAAAGAAGAGGGGUAAAUUGUUUUGCUUCUUGUCGGUCAAUCUGUCUGUCUUUUUCAUCUCCAUCAGUCAUUCAGUAGAUCAUUUGGUUUCCUAUCAGUAAUUAGGGAAUAUGUGUAGAUGACCUCUGUCAUUUUGGGAGUUAGUUUGUCAAAGGUCAAGGUCACAGUUUUCUGUUUAAUAACUGAAGAAUGCUUUGGCCUACAGUUGUCAUAUCUUCAUAGGAUGAUUGCCUGUGACCAGCACAUGACCCCUAUUAUUUAGGGGUUCAGUAUGCAAAAGGUCUAGGUCACAGUGACAUUGAGAUUUAAAAUGGGUUUCCACUCAAUAACUAAAGAACACUUUGGCCUGCAAUCAUCAAGUUACAUAGGAUGAUUACCUGUGGUCAGUAGAUGACCCCUAUUAUUUUGUGGGUUAGUAAGUCAGAGGUCAAGGUCACAGUGACCCAGGCUUAAAACGGUUUUUGCCUGGUAAUUAGACACUUCUUUGACUAGUCUCAUGGGUCAACUGUCUUUAGUCAGUAUAGUCAGGAGUUGACUGCUAUAUUUUUGAUGUCUUAAUCAAAUGUCAAGGUCACAGUGUACAAAAUUAAAUAACCAAUUGCCUCUUAAAGACAAUCAUAUGCAUGUGUGUUUUACAAACAACUCUUGUUCAUUUUUGCAAAGAUGAAAACUGGGUAUAAUCUAUUUUUAAUACAUUGUUCUGUUGAUAGACAUUUUAUGAAAUUUUAUAAUGCUAAUUUAUUUUUUUAAAUUUUCUUCUCCAUUUGAAAAAUAAAUCUUAUUGUUUAUUAGUCACUUCUAGAUAUUCUUUUCAUUCCUUUCUCAAGCAUUGGGAUAUGUUUUUGAUAUUUAUUUUUUUUUAUCUCUUCUGAUAUAGAAAACUAAUAUUCUUUAUAUUUUGCUCAUCUCUAUAAACAAAGCAGUCUUCCUCACAAGUCAGAACUUUCUGUGAAAUCAGUAUUUGUGGGAGAUCAGUUUUCGUGGAUUUCGUAGUUUGGCAAUAAAAUGCGAGGAAACAAAAUUCCUGUUGAUUUUGUCUAUAAAAUUUUAAAUUAACUAACUUUUGUCUCAACAAUAUACCUUGGUCAAAACAAGUAAUAUUUGUCUAUGAAAUUUAACGAUCUUACAGUUUUUUUUUUAGAUUUUCCAGUUGAUAUUUAUCACUGACUUCUGUUCUUAUUUUGCGCUGAUUAUGAAUAUUGAGUGAAAGUAAAUGCAGUGUGAUUUAUAUACAAUUUACAAGAACACAUUUAAUGAAUCAUACACUGUAAAAGCACAUAUUUUUGCUGGGUCAAAAUUUCGCGAAAUUGAAAUUUUGAGUAUGUUCGCGAGGUUUGAUAUUCGCGAAAUUGUAAAAAUGGUAUCCUACUAGAAUUUGAAUUAUACUUUUGGUGGAUAUUUACGAGAGGAUUAAUUUUCAUGAGAUGCAGGACCUCGCGAAUAUAGCAAAAAUUAAACCCUCGUGAAAAUUUCUGCUCUUACAGUAUAAUAGGAUUUAGUUGUUCAGAAAAAUGUGACCAAAUAUAAUUUAAUACAGGGACCAGUUUGUGAUUUUGAUUAUGAUUUAGCAUACUAAUAAUUAUAUUGUACUUAGAUAUUUUUUGGGCAAUUAUCUGUAUUUGAGACAUUGUGGUCUAUCUUACGAUAUAGCAUGCAGUUUGUGGUAAAGGUUUGUGCUACAUGGUUAAGUCCCAAAAAAGAUUUGGUGCUGCAGUUGCUACGUCCAUAUUCAUUUAUGAAUUUUGGACAUAAGAAUGGCAAAUAUACAAAUAUACUAUUUGCCAUAAAAAUUUUCCUUAGUGUAUUCUCACUGCUAAAUAUUUGCUGAGCCAUGAUUGGCUAUAGGUUGAAGAUUCCAACGAAGUUUCUUUGUAAUCUGUGCUUAUUUUGCAAUUCAAGAGCAAAAUGAAAGGUAAGCAUUUUAAGGUGUUGAUGAAAACAAGCCCUGAGCAAACAUAUUGAUAAACGUUUUGGUCUUAAACUUUGGUUUUGAAAUGUAAAUUUUUUUUUUGCUCUGUAAUUAGUCAUAAAACAUUGCGUUAAUACGCAUUUUGUACCUAAAGACAGCUUUGAAAAUUUUCGUUACCAUAGAUUUGAUAUAGAUAUAGAUAUAGAUAUGGAAACCUUAAUUCUUAAGUCUCAGACUUAAAAUGUUGAUGAAUAUAGACCCUCAGGGACUUGUUGCCACUCUGACAGUAAACAUGCAAAGUAGAGUGAGUUUGAUUCUAGUCGUUCAUUAUUAACCAGGUGCUAUUUCUAUGCUUAAAUGACUAAUAAUUGUUUACUAUGCAACCUCUUGUAUAUUUUACAUAUAACUUUUUUAUAUUUUAACCUUGUAUCUAAUGUUGCCAAUAUGUUAAGAAUUAUGCAAUAAAAAAUUAAAACAGU